AUGACCGACACCGAAGCCCUUGUUGUCUUCCGAUACCGUGCCGACGUCCACGGCAUUCUCGCUGCUAACUGGAGUACCUCCGACGCCUGCGCUGGCCAAUGGCGCGGUGUUAACUGCUCGGAUGGUCGAGUAACUUCGCUGUUUCUUUCAUCGCUUGAUCUCCGCGGCUCGCUCGAUUCACUUUCCCAUCUCGACCAGCUUCGCGUUCUCGAUCUCCAUGGAAAUCGGCUUAAUGGCACGCUUCUCCCCCUCUUUUUAUCUCUUCGGAAUCUCAAAUUUAUAUACCUCUCGGGUAACGAUCUCUCCGGCGAGAUCCCUACAGCCAUUGGCCGACUGAGUCGGCUUCUCCGGAUCGACCUCUCCGACAACGAUUUAGAGGGUUUUAUUCCUGUUGAGGCGUUAGCUAACCUAACUCGUUUACUCACGCUUCGUCUUCAGAACAAUCUGUUAUCCGGUCGGCUUCCAGAUCUGACUGUGAUACUUCCGAAACUAGUGCAGCUUAAUGUGUCUAACAAUCAGCUUUCUGGAAGAGUGCCUGAUGGCGUGCUGGAGAAGUUCGGGCUGGCGGCGGUGACGGGUAAUGCCGGGCUCUGCGGACCGACGGGUCACCUUCCUCUCUGUUCCUUCAUUCCGCGUGAUUCUCAUCCUUCUAUUUCUUCCUCCCCUUCUUCUCAAUCUACGGUUCCUUCCAAACCUAGCUUUGUGCCGCGCUCACCUUCAAUCAUCGCCGUCGCCGGGGAAAGGCGGGAAAGAGAGGGAUUGAGCACCGGUGCAAUUAUUAGCAUUGUGAUGGGGAAUAUUGCUUUCUUUUCACUUCUAUGUUUCUUGCUCUUCGCAUACUGCUGUUGCGCUGGUCACCUAGGUGAAAACGAUGGAAAAGUAGACGCUGAAGAGGGAGAACGAGAAAACUAUAAGCGCAGCAGCGGCAAUUCUUUCUCCAACGAUGAUGAGGAGAAGAGGAGCAGCGGGAAAAGGAAGAAGAAAGGAACGGAAAGAAACAGCGACGAUGGAAGCGCGACCGAGGCACAGAGCCAGCUGGUAUUUUUUGAAAAGACCGAAGGAAUGGGAAACAUGAGGGGGAAGAAGAAAGGGAGGAGAUUUGAACUAGAUGAACUGUUACGGGCAUCGGCGGAGAUGUUGGGGAAGGGGAGUAUAGGAACGGUAUACAGAGCUGUGCUCGAAGACGGCGAAAUGGUGGCCGUGAAAAGGCUCAAAGACGCGAAUCCUUGCGCUUUCAAGGAUUUCAACAAGUAUAUGAAUCUCAUCGGCCGUCUCUCUCACCCCAAUAUCGUCCCUCUCCGAGCUUACUACUACGCGAAACAGGAGAAGCUUCUGAUAUACGAUUAUCUCCCCAACGGAACACUCUUCUCUAUUCUCCACGGGAAACGAGAAACAGGGAGAGUGCCGCUGGAUUGGACGACAAGGGUGAGUCUGGUUCUAGGCGCGGCGAAAGGGCUCUCUUACAUCCACGAAGAGUACAUUUCUUCAAAAAUCCCUCAUGGAAACAUUAAAUCUUCCAAUAUUUUACUCGAUAAGAACGGCAAGGCCUGCAUCUCCGACUUCGGGCUAUCUCUGCUUCUCAAUCCGUUGAAUGCAACCGCCAGACUGGCCGGCUAUGCAGCGCCGGAGCAGGUGGAAACUCGAAAGCUUUCUCAGGAGGCAGACGUCUAUGCUUUCGGCGUCUUGCUUCUCGAGGUCCUGACAGGCAGGGCUGACAUCGGUGGCGGUGGUGGUGGCGGACUGAACUUGAGCUUGCCGGACUGGGUGAGGUCGGUGGUGAGGGAAGAGUGGACGGCGGAGGUGUUUGAUGCGGAGUUAAUGCGGUAUAAAAACAUUGAGGAGGAAAUGGUUGCUAUGCUUCACGUAGCGCUGGCUUGCGUGGCUCGGGAGCCGGCUAAUAGACCAGUAAUGGUUGACGUGGUGAGAAUGAUACAAGAAAUCAGAGUCGAGCAGUCACCGCUCGCCGGCGAUGAUGACGACGACGACAACGAACUGAUUCAGUCUCGGCGUGUCUCUGCUUCACCUUCAAUUCCGACCACCGCGACAGAAGAUGGUCGUCAUAGCUGCGCGCUUACUGAGUGA
Dendrobium catenatum is the source of this 2082-nucleotide messenger RNA. RefSeq names its product leucine-rich repeat receptor-like protein kinase PXC1. The coding region runs from base 1 to 2082 and encodes 693 amino acids. Gene Ontology annotation, molecular function: ATP binding; protein binding; protein kinase activity. The transcript has 2 exons. Lineage: Eukaryota; Viridiplantae; Streptophyta; Magnoliopsida; Asparagales; Orchidaceae. Gene Ontology annotation, biological process: protein phosphorylation. The record is from RefSeq and is a predicted model, not a curated record.